This is a messenger RNA of Lichtheimia ornata, 3006 nucleotides long. RefSeq lists its product as uncharacterized. The coding region runs from base 1 to 3006 and encodes 1001 amino acids. Gene Ontology annotation, biological process: protein processing. The record is from RefSeq and is a predicted model, not a curated record. The transcript is spliced from 19 exons. Lineage: Eukaryota; Fungi; Mucoromycota; Mucoromycetes; Mucorales; Lichtheimiaceae. Gene Ontology annotation, molecular function: metal ion binding. Gene Ontology annotation, cellular component: mitochondrial matrix.
AUGCUCUCUCAACUUUAUUGUCGUUGCUCCUCCUCGACGAUUCGUUCACGAACGAUCCCGGUGCGAUCGUUGGCUACUUACACUCAAUCUGUCUUGGUGCCAGGCGAUCGUGUCCAUGGCUAUCGAGUACAACAGGUGCGACAAGUGCCCGAGUUGGAAUUGACGGCCAUUGCUCUUGAACAUGAACGCACAGGCGCAAAGCACUUGCACAUUGACCGCGACGAUGCCAACAACGUAUUUGCUGUCGGGUUUCACACCCCUGUGAGCGACAAUACCGGCGUACCCCAUAUUCUUGAGCAUACAACGUUAUGUGGCAGCCAUCGAUAUCCUGUCCGAGAUCCUUUCUUCAAGAUGCUUAACCGCAGUUUGGCUACAUUUAUGAAUGCGUUUACAGCAAGUGACCAUACAAUUUAUCCAUUUGCGACCACCAACCCUGUGGAUUAUGCAAACCUACGAAAUGUCUAUAUGGAUGCUGUCUUUUCUCCCCGCUUGGAGAAAUUGGAUUUCAAACAAGAAGGCUGGCGUUUAGAACAUGAGGUGCCAUCAGAUCCAUCGACUCCCAUCAAUUUCAAAGGCGUUGUUUAUAAUGAAAUGAAGGGUCAAACGUCCGAUGCCAAUUAUCUGUACUACGUCCGUGCGCAUGAAGCUCUAUUCCCCGGUACAACUUAUGAAUACUCGAGUGGUGGUGAACCAAAGAAUAUCCCAGAUCUCACCCAUCAGCAAUUGGUCGAUUUCCACAAGACGCAUUAUAGUCCAAGCAAUGCUCGAAUCUAUACUUAUGGCAACUUCCCCUUGGAAGAUCAUUUAUCAGCCAUCAAUGAACGCCUUGCUGAAUUCAACAAAGUGGAUGUGCCCUAUGUCAACAAACAGGUGACACCAUGGACAAGCCCAAGAAUGCAUCAUGGUACAUGUGCUUUGGAUCCAUUGUCUCCUGCCGAUAGACAAAACCGCGUUUCGAUCGCUUUCCUCACCAACGAACACAAGGCCACGUUUGAGACAUUUGCCAUGCGUAUCCUAUCCUAUCUCUUGUUGGAUGGCCAUGCUUCUCCCAUGUACAAGGCUUUGAUUGAUACAAACUUGGGAUCCGAAUUCUCUGCAAACACCGGUUACGAUUCCUCUCUCCACACAACUUGUUGUUCCAUUGGCUUGCAAGGUGUCAAGGACACUGACGUAGAAUUGGUACAAGAGCGUAUCAUGUCGGUGCUUGAACAAGUGAAGAAGGAAGGAUUUGACAACAAGCGUAUCGAAGCUGCUAUUCAUCAAAUGGAAUUGGGUCAAAAGCAUAAAACGGCUGAUUUCGGUUUGACGUUGAUGCAUGGUAUUUCUUCUGGGUGGUUCAAUCAAGUGGAUCCUAUUGACAUGUUGGAAAUCAACAAGUAUGUGGAUCGGUUGAAAAAAGAGCUUGCUGAAGGCCAAUUCUUUGAAUCACGUAUCGACAAGUACUUUUUGAACAAUCAGCACAAGUUGACCUAUAUCAUGCGCCCAGAAGCCGAGUACGCUGCACGUCAAAGCCAAGAAGAACAAGAUCGACUCCAAGCUCGUGUGAGUCAAUUGACUGAGGCAGACAAGGAAGAGAUUUUGAAAGAGGGAAAAUUGUUGGCGGCCAACCAGGACAAGGUGGAGGAUUUAUCAUGCUUGCCAACAUUGCAAAUGGGUGAUAUCUCGCCAAAGAUGAAACGUACCGUGCUGGAUCAUACCGGUGUGGCCAACACACCUGUUCAAUGGCGUACGACGGCAACCAAUGGUAUCACGUACUUUAGAGCCAUCAGUAGCUUGCCCGCUUUAUCAGAUGAUCUCAAGCUCUAUCUUCCCUUGUUUUGUGACUCUUUGUUGUCACUUGGUACCCAUUCCCAAAGCAUGGCUGAUAUUGAUGAUGAAAUACGAUUGUAUACGGGCGGUCUACGUGCUUCCACCAUUGUAUCCACAAGCCAUUCUGAUAUCAGCCAUGUGGAAGAGGGUAUUGCAUUGACGGGUAACUGCUUGGAUCGCAACAUUGACAAGAUGUAUGAUAUCAUGGCGAAAUUGGUCCACGAAACCAACUUUGAUGAUGUUGAAAAGCUAAAGACGCUCAUCAUUGGUAACGCCUCGGCUUUGGUCAACUCGGUUGCUGAUGCAGGACACAUUUUUGCAAGAACGUAUGCUGCAUCUUCAUUGACGCCAGCCAUGCAUAAUGCUGAAUUACUGAGUGGUAUGACACAAGUGGCUUUUAUGAACCAAUUGGCCGUGACAGAGGACUUGUCGGAUGUUGUCAACAAGCUCAAGACCAUUGCAUCCAUGGUGCUUAAGCAACCUUCUUUGCGUGUGGCUGUGACAUGUGGUGAAGAUGUUAUCUCGAACAAUGAGCAAGCUUUGAAUCGCUUCAUUUCUGGAUUACCCCAACAAGACGAGGCAUCUCAAGAUAAUCCAACCAGCGUCUUUGUGCCAUCCUAUGACAAGACCUUUUUCCCACUUCCGUUUGCUGUCAACUUUUCUGGCAAAUCCAUGCGUGGUGUCCCUUACACACAUGCUGAUGGUGCCAAGCUCCAAAUCCUAUCUUCACUCAUGACCAAUCAUUAUCUACAUCGUGAGAUCCGUGAAAAGAAUGGUGCUUACGGCGGUGGUGCCACCUAUGCAGGUCUUGGUGGUUUAUUCUCAUUCUACUCGUAUCGUGAUCCACACACCCUUGAAACAUUGCAAACUUACAACAAGUCCGUCCAAUGGGCUCUUGACCGCAAGUUCACCGAUCAAGAGAUGACCGAGGCUAAAUUAUCCGUGUUCCAAGGCAUUGAUGCACCCGUGAGCGUGUCUGAAGAAGGCAUGUUGCAAUUUGUGAAUGGUGUAUCGGAUGAUAUGCGUCAAAGACGACGAGAGCAAUUGUUAGCUGUGACACAGGAUGAUAUUCGCGAUGUGGCCGAAAAGUAUCUUGCAUCCAGAGCUGGCAAAAGCUCCAUUGCUUUGCUUGGUGAAGCCAACGACAAGCUCAAGGACGAUCCUAGCUGGAUUAUCAAACAGUUUGGUCAAGAAUAG